Pochonia chlamydosporia 170 is the source of this 4422-nucleotide messenger RNA. RefSeq names its product ankyrin 2,3/unc44. The transcript is spliced from 5 exons. The coding region runs from base 1 to 4422 and encodes 1473 amino acids. Lineage: Eukaryota; Fungi; Ascomycota; Sordariomycetes; Hypocreales; Clavicipitaceae. Gene Ontology annotation, molecular function: protein binding. The record is from RefSeq and is a predicted model, not a curated record.
AUGCGGCGGCUUCUGUUACAAGUCGUGUUCGUAGCCACUCUCUUCGGAGAGUUGGGUCGCGCUGGGCCGGAAGAAGACUUUGCCAACAACCUUUUCUCAGAUUUGGGACCUCUGCUAGCCCUAUUCGGUGAGAGAGUAACAAUGCAGUUCAUGAGCGAAGCAAUGGGAUGGGCAGACAGUGUUAUUCUAGCCAUGGCCCCGAUAGGUAUUCUUACAAUCAUUGUCGCUGCCAUCAGGGUGUCCGGGCCCUUGUGGUUGAAGGCUUUGAUUGGGAGGGCGAGAGAAAACGUGUCCGUUGCCGAGAUGGAAUUAAUGUCAUCGACUUCUGAAGAGGUUUGUGAGCUCUAUAACGGCCAGAGCAUUGUUAGGUGCCAGGGCAAGCCAGAAAUAUGGGAGUUCAUUCUUCUGUUCAAGAAGUGCAAUGAAAGAGCAUCCGAUAUGCCCCCAAAGAUCGAAUUCAAGACGCUUUCGGAGGCUGUGAGAGACGGUAGUAUCGUUGAUGCAAAAGAGAGGGCGGAUUGGAAAAAAUUCUGGCGGAAUGUUCUCGCCAUAUUUGGUCUCAACCCAAAACGGCCAUCGUCAGAUACAGAGGCUGCAAGGAACGCGAAAAUACGCUGGAAUCCAAAGAAGCCCCAUCAGUGGGAUCUGACAGUUAUUCGAGACAUCACACCAGCUGCACCAAACAUUGCUCUAAAUGGCCAUAGUCAAUUUAGCCGAGUUCAAGUGCACGCGACAGCGUGUUUUGCAACCCUCGUGCAGGCCGGUUUGCUAAUCUUCUUUGGCAUCAUCACUUACCACCCUGAUAUCAAGCAGAACUAUCUAAAAGACAGCCAGCCCGUGGGAAAAUCCGCGUUUCCUUUGGUUGCGAGUGGUACGGCCCUGCUGGUCUUGGGGCUGCUUGUAUGCGCCCAUGUGGUCGAAGAUAGCACGACAGAGCAUCGGUAUGAAUUAUCCGAUGAAUGCAUCCUUGCCCAGAUGAUAUGGGUUCAGCGUGGCCAAACUGUUGGUGAUCAAGUUUUCAAACCCUAUGCGACAUUGCCUCGAUCGUGGCGUACCAUUAUUACCACUUCACGACGGAGAGUCAGACAACGCAAGAGCGAUUCGUUUGCUUUCGCACAGUCUGGCAGUAUGACCAACCCUGACAAUACGACGGAUGAAGCGGCUACGGCCCCUAGUGUCGCUGGUAACGACGCGUCCUCCAGUAAAGAGGCUGUCAAUGCAUUUGCUACAACCCAGGAGUCAGUCCCGAAUAAACAUUCAAAAUUUGCCGCGAAACGGAACCUGACGAUGAUAAGAACCUGGAUGGUGGAACAUGGAGCCGAGGUAAAGACUGUGACUGGUGUUGGUCUUAGUCUUACAGGCUUCGUCGUGCAGUUUGUAGGGUUAAGGAAUAUGAGCUGGGCCGCAUCGAUCGCACAACUGAGUGGUGUGCUGAUCUUGGUGGGUGUCAGGGCUUGGGUUCGACGAGGCAUUUCUCAGCCCCUUUCACAUCAACAGCUGACUCCCAAAUUUGAGUUGGAAUGGCUAACUCUGGUACUAAAUAUUUUAAAAAUUAAUCCUGGCUCUUGUUUCGACAUCCUACGAAAAGAUUUACUACGCAAACGAACGGCGGAACAUCGAGGAGAACCUCAACAUCUUCUCGACGACAUAUAUCCAAUGCCUUGGGGUGUCAAUACAGACCUGAAUCAGGAUUACUGGCCACUCAUACCAGAGAGAGACAUGGACCAGGCACUAGGAGGCAGACAUUGGAGUGCCAAUAGCGAAUUCAACCACCCCAACAAAACCAACGAGACAUGGACUCGAGAUACCGGACCUGAAUCACCGCAAGGACUUAGACUAUUGGGACCAGGCAGAGCUAUUCCCAGGUAUCAGCUGAUGCAAGACCUUCAAUGGUGGGUCCCCAGUGAUCUGGAUGAGAUAGUUGAUGUACGUAGGAUUAGUGGUUCCGAUGAGAUCAAAACAGCCGACGCUGAAGCGGAUGUAUCAACAGUCAAGGUUUCUAGCAGUCAAGAGUCCGGAUGUUCUUUGUACUGUACUAUAGACGGCAUCAAAUGUCAUUCAUACGGAAACGAGUGGACAUAUCAACGACGUAAAGUCAGAAUGGAUAGCUCCAGGAGAAAGUUGGGAUUGCCUGGAACAGAUUUACUUGCCAAUCAUGAUAGCGCCAUGCAGAAUUUUGCAACCAUCUUGGGAGAUGACAGCAGAUGGAUGGAUGCCAGCACUCAUCUGGCUGUGGAAUCUCAUGACGACAUUGAGCUUACAUAUGCAAAGACGUUGCUCUGGUUGUUUUUGCGGUCCGUAGCCAAGACACUUUGCCGGCCCGUGGCAGGGCAAGUAGAAACUCGGACAACGAGGGAGGGCUAUCUUCUCUUGUGGCACAAGGAUAUAGCCGAGCUGGCCGAACGAAUCCAGCAGAAUGGACUUGGCACACCCCUUGAGGCGUACCUGAGUAUCGUAUGCCCUCUUAGCAUGGAAGAAAAGCUACCCUUCCCGCAACCUAUCUUCGAUUUGGCACUUUCAGAAGCAAGCAAAAUUCGCAAACGCGACGGGAUUUUGGAAGCCGGGGUCCCGUAUAGCUGGCUAUGGCAGCAAUGUCAAUUCUUCUGUGAAAGUCAACGAGGAAUAUACGCAAGAGGAGUGGCAUGUCUUUUGGAGUAUCUCAAAGACGUCUAUACGCAGCAACAAGCCUAUGCACCCGUGACACACAGCAUUGAUGCCCCAUCCUUGAUAUUGCAACGUCAACAAGACACGAUCAUUGGAGUUCUUGUGAGAGAACACAACCUCGGCAGCCGGAUCUUAUCUCAAUUAUUAAUGCUUUACAACAAUCGGCGACACCCAUGGCCGGAGGGUUUGCAUUGGAUUCAUACCGCUUCGUGCAGUGACUCGAUAGCACCGUGGGAGUGGACCAAGGAGCUGGGAGUCUGUGACCUACGUCGUCUAGAGAUAGAGGGCUCAGUAUCCCGUGGAUGGUUCCGACAGGGUCAGUUAGCCGAGUUCCCUGAUUCUCGAGACGCGGCUGGGUGGACUCCGGUUCAUUACCUGGCAGCAACUGGAUUUGAAUCUGAUUAUGCUUAUGAUGACUACGCAGGCGAGAAAGAUCUCCGAGGCUGGACACCUCUGCACUAUGCUUGCUGGUAUGGGCAUGACGCUGUUGUGAGACAACUUUUGUCCCGCCGUGAAACCGACAGUUGGUGCCAGGGCUUCGACGGAGCAACCCCCUUUCAUUGUGCGGUGCGAAAUGAAAAUGUGAAGGUGCUAGCAGAGCUCUUACAGCAGCAGAAGCAGCAGAUGAAUGGUCCGAGAGGGCUCAGAAGAAGAGGACUGGGACAGGAUAUCGGGGUCCAUGCUGGGCAUACGAGCAUGAAUUGCCUCCCUCAAUCCGUCCAAGAUCAUGAGGGGCGAGCGCCGAUCCACUGGGCUGUUCUGGCGGGCAACCUAGAAGCCGUUGAGAAACUGAUAGAUGACAGAGAAAUCAAGGAUGACGGAGGGAACGCAGCGUUGCACCUGGCUGCUCUAGAAGGCAGAAGAAGAAUUGCAAACGUUCUUGUUGGUGCCGGAGCCGACGUCAAAGCAAAGAACAGAUCCGGUCAAACACCAUUGCAUUCAGUCACGUUGCGCCUCGCAAGACAGAAUGCUCUGAGGACACGGACUGUUACCACAGAGUGUGGUGAUGCCAUAGUCGAAGGGAGUGUUGAUAUCUUGGCCGUUUUUAGGGCUUUGAGUGAUAAACUACUGUUGCCAUGGUCGACUGAAGACGAAUGCAAUGAGUUGGUUAAGUUGCUCAUCGAGGCAGGGGCUGAUGUUGCCGCAGAAGACACUUUCAAGAUGACAGCGUUGCAGCUGGCUGUUUAUGGCGGACGGAUAGAACCGGUGAAAGCCCUCGUCCAUGCCGGGGCUGGUGUAAGGGGGGGUUUAGUAUGUGCGAUGCCGCCUGUGCAAAUCGCUGCCAUGGCUGGAGCAGCGGAUAUUGUGAAAUUUUUGAUCUCGCGGGGAGCCGACAUCAAUUCAGUGUGUGGGAUCACGACAUACAAAGGCAAUUGGAGACAAGUAACAACACUUAACAUCGCCAGACGAAGGGCCCACACAGAAGUUGUCCAGUUGCUCGAGGCGGCCGGUGCACACAGCUUCAGCUGGGAUACGUCCAAGACUGACUUCAUCAAACCGCCAAACUCCAAUCCAGAAGUCGUCGUGACUUCUCCACCGGGGGACGAGGUGCACUCCGACUUAGAAGAAGAGGUGCAUUCCUACCCAGAAGGCGAGGGACUUAUCUAUGCUGGCAGCGAGUUGAGCGUAGAACCAGUGAAUAUAAUCGGAGAACGCCAAAAGUCGAUGCCGCAAGGACGACACCAUGGUAACAAGCUCACUUCGUGGCUCAGAUCACGGGGGGUAAGAGCAAGAAAGCCCCAGAAUGAUGAGACUUGA